Messenger RNA from Closterium sp. NIES-67, 2293 nucleotides. The record is from the annotation of a GenBank genome assembly. Lineage: Eukaryota; Viridiplantae; Streptophyta; Zygnematophyceae; Desmidiales; Closteriaceae.
CGUUUAUCCCGCUCACUUGAUCCGUCCAACAUGGAUAUGAAGUGUUUAUAGACGUCCAAAAAAUGCUCGGUGCUCGCAUGGCCUCUCCCCUCCUUCCAUCCUCUCGCGCCGUUUACGACGUCGCAUUCUGUCGCACUCUGUCGCAUACAAUCGAAUUCCGUCGCAACCUAUUCUUGCUCAGUCGUCCACAUCUAUCUCCUCCGUCGCGCUUUCCGCGCGCCUCUCCCCGUCGUUCCCGCUUUCCUCCCCCUGCGCUGUACUACUGCUCUGCGCGCCAAAUCCCUCAACAUCCGCGCUCUCCGCCGCCUGAACUCCUGCUCCGCCGCAGCAGUCGCGCGCAAACCGCUGCGCGCCAAGCCGCAAUGCGUAGUGAAGGCGGGAUAAUAGCGGAUGCGACUACUCAGGGGAAGACUGAAACGAAGCAGCAGGAAUCGCAGCGGCAGCAGCAGCAGCAGCAGCAGCAGCCGUUUCCUCGCGAGUUUCUGCAGUUUCUGGAAGACAAUGGGAUCGACCCGAGCAUCUACAGUCGCCAUGCCGACCUGCCCAGAUAUAUCAGGCUUCGAGCAGGGCUGAGCGACGCCGAGGUGCACGAGGUGAAGGAGGAGAUUGCAGGGCUGCUGGCUGCAGCAGAAUCAGCAGCAGCAGCAGAAUCAGCAGCAGCAGCAGAAUCAGCAGCAGCAGCAGAAUCAGCAGCAGCAGGAGCAGCAGCAGGAGCAGAAUCAGCAGCAAGAGAAGAAUCAGCAGCAAGAGCAGAAUCAGCAGCAGCAGCUGCUGGGAUGGCGGAAGUACCAUGGCUGCCAGGUUUCUUCUCCCUCCCGGGAGAUUUCAACAUUUCAGGCACUAGCGCAUACAGGAGAGGCCAGAUAUUUGGCAUGGAUGCAGCGUCAGGAGCGGCAGUGGCAGCGCUGCAGCUAUCCCCCACAGACCACGUCCUCGACCUCUGUGCCGCCCCAGGAGCCAAGCUCUGCUUGAUUUUGGAUGGUCUCUCAGCCACCCCCUCCGCUGUGCGACAUCAGGCUGCCGACAGCACUGAUGAACCCACACGGGAUCCCAUAACUGUAACAGGGACAGUCACAGCAGUGGACGUGUCUCCCUCCCGCCUGGCUGCAUGCCGCACGCUGCUCCAGAAGCACCGGCUCACUGACAGAUGCCGGCUGUUCCUGGGGGAUGCCACAGCGUUUUGGCUCGGCCCGCCUGCUGCCAAGCUGGGGAUUGGAUUCGAUGGAUUAGGGUUUAAGCCGGCUGCGGCUGCGUCUGAACAACGGUCGCCUCCUAUGGCUGAGCCGAGGGUUGAAGAUGAGAUUCGGCCUCAUCGCUCCGUUUCUCCAGGGAAGCAAGGUGCAGCAGCGGAUGAUGGUAGGGAAAGGCUUGUAGAAAGAGGUGCAGUGAUGGGUGAUGGUGCAGUGAUGGGUGAUGGUGCAAUGGCUGACGUUCGGUCAGUGACAGGUGGUCGGGCAGUGACACGUGAUAGGGCAGUGAUUGGUGAUGGUAGAGAGGGGGUUUCUGAGAGAAAGGAAGAGGAGGAGGCUGAAGGACUGUGGUGGGAGGAGGGGAGAGAAGAGCAGGAGGGAGAGGAGGAGGAGGAGAGAGAGCAGGAGGGAGGGGAAGGAGAGGAGAGAGAGGAGAAGGAAGGGCAGCAGCAGGAGGCAGAGGGGGUGGGGAGGAGGAAGAGGACGAGGAAGGAGAGGAGGAGGGCGAAGCACCUGCGAAUGUAUGAGGCGGCAUGUCGAGACACUGUGGCCGCUGCUGCUACAGCCGCUGCUGCUACAGCUGCAGCAUCAGCACUAACAGCGACAGACGAGGCAGCAACGGCGCAGUGGCAGAGAGGGCAGCGACCAGAGCUUUUCUUUGUGGGGCGAACGGCAUGGCAGUGGUGGGAUGUGGAUGCCGGGUGCGGCCAAGAAGGUUACGAUAAGGUGCUCGUGGACGCAGAGUGCACACAUGAUGGCUCCCUGAAGCACAUCCUCAAGUACGACACGUGGGGCUGGCACACCCUCAGCAAGCGGUUCCUGGACCCUCAAAGGCUCAACUCACUGGCAGCGCUGCAGCGGUCUUUGCUAGAAACCGGCUUCCUGCUGCUCAAGCCGGGGGGAAGGCUGGUGUACUCUACGUGCAGCCUCACAGUGUCACAGAACGAGGAUGUGGUGCGAUGGUUCUUGGAAAGACACUCCCAUGAGGCAGGUCAAGCUCGUUCAAGUAGAGGAGGCUAAGGGCUGGCCAUGCAGGCCUGGUGGUGUACCACACACACUCAGAUUCGACCCUCCCACUUCCAACACCAAUGCACUCUUUAUUG